AUGUCGAUAGACAAGGGCAGCAAUGGAGGGCAGGGCUUUGUCCAUCCGCCCGCGCAUCCGGUUCCGCAAUUACAAAAGCCUUUCGAGGAGUCGAUGCUAGAAUCAAUAUCCGAUCAGGUGGCGGAAGACAUACCUACUGAUGCCAUGACACGAAGGACAAUCCUUCUCGAGGCUCCUACCUAUCAACGGGUCAUUGCGGGGAGGUGGAAGCAAAAACCAGGAGAGAAAUAUCACCCAUUGUGGAAACUCGUGGCGCAACUAACCUUUGGAAUGCAUCUACUAUCACAGAACAUGGCCAUUUCAGAAGACGAGGUCAUGAGGAUCUUGCAGUCUCACGUUGACGACAUUGAUGCCUUCCUGGAACGUACCACAGAAGACUUCGAUCUUGCCCAAAGUGACAUCCACGAGAGAAUACGGUGUCUCAAGCUCCCACUCGCACACGGGGAAGUGUUUGACCGAAUGUUGGAGGAUCGGGCAUUUCGCGCUUCUAUUCUCGACGGAAACGAAAAGAUCGACCAUGUCAUUAGCCGGACCAAGAAAGCGGCAAAGGAUGCACUGAAGGACGUCCAGAAGGGAUUCGAUGCUACCAACGUGAUGGAAAAAUACCUGUCUAAAUUAAAUUCAACAUGGAAGAGAGACUCUCCCGAACAUGAAGCUGUUCUAGUUGCCAUGCUUGGAAAUGUCGAAGGGUGGCGUAGAGCUUUUUUGGAAUUGCAUCUGCAAGGUAACAAGCUGGCUGGGUCUCUGAAGAAGCUUGCGGAGGUGGUCUCCGAGAUGCAGCAAAGAGCUGCGGCGGUCAGCCGGAAUCUUGUGGCUAGAGCUCAAAAGACGAAACACAUUACUUCUCAGGACGCUGGUCGUGCUCCAUCUCAGUUAGGGUCCAUCGCCGAACACAAGCCGCUGCCGAGUGAACCAGGUCGCAAACACUCGACCAGGAAUUCAUCUCGGAGUACUCAACUGACCAGCUUCUCCAGUCGACCAAACAGCGGCCAGAAGUCAAGUCAAGGAUUGGCUUCACAUCCACAGUCUCUUGGGCAUCAGUCGCCACAAUCCCCAAAAUCCAGAAGACCAGGCAACGGAGAAAUUCCUGGGCGGUCAUUUUCUUCCGAGGCGUUGGGGCCCGAGGGACCGCAGCAGGCUGCAGACCGAAUGCAUAGUCUAGGAGGGUUGCUUAUCCAACACAGCGAGGAGCAGCUCGUUGAGCUUCCGGCCGAUGUUCCUGAAGAUGUACUUCGACAAGCGCCGGUAUCGAUCAAGAACCGAUUGAGCAUGACACUUGGGCUGAAGCCAAAGGACAAUGCGAGUCACCGCAUAUCUAGUGUCUACUAUCCGACAGCGUUGGCUGAUCUUUUGAGAUCUCCUGGACUAUCUUCUUUGUUACUUACGCCGCAGACUGGAAAGUCGAAGGGGACACCUGUGCAGGCCAUGAUAUCGCCCGUCAUGUCGGAAGGAGAGGCCGGCUUCUUCCUCUCCCACGACCAAGAUGCUUCGAUUGGGAUAUUCAAUGCGGAUCACCAGAAGGACACCGACUCCGCCAAAGCAUCUCCAACCGCAGCUCAGGCGUCGGCUCGAGCCUCGAUUGUGGAUCCAUCCAGGCCAGUCACUCGUCGUUCAUCAAUCCCUAACCCAGCAUUCACUUCGCACCCUGCCGUGAUGGCCAUGGCCUCUCCUCCAGUAGAGCUUCCUGCUCCGGUUGAGCCAGCGGUGGGAGAAGAGCGGUCAAACUCUUCCACAUCCAGGAAAGGCUCUCAACUGUCAAGCCUUGGGGAACCUGGACCUGAGUUGAACGAAGGUGAAAUGACAAGGUCAACCUCGGGGUCGGCGUUGAGCACGAAAAUUCUGAUUGAUACGUCAACCAUUACCGUCGCUAUCGUACCAGCCUCUGCGAAGGAGGAGACAUUUGCAGCAGCGCAGCAGAAGGCCGAAGACGACACGCAAAUUCAGCUCAACGGCGAAUUUGGGGCGACGAAUAGCACAGACCUUCCCCUAGGGGAAGUGGUGGCAGCGCCUUUGCAGUCUCAGUUGACGGCUACAGUGCUUCUGCCGACUGCGGAAAUCGAAAACGGCGGUGAUGGCACAAAAUCACAGAUCCCUGUUGAAGCGCCGGCCAGUAUUGAAGGCGAGAUCACAGCCAAAACAAACGCACUCGACAUCUCAAAUGAUACGUCUCCUCAGGAAGUCGACGAAUUGACCCCAAAGACAGAAUUUAUUGCCGAGUUAGAGGCCAUAGUCCCCAAGCCUCUUCAGCCCAAGCCGAAGGAAGAGGUUGGACCGGUAGAGCUCGAAGCUCCACAACAGACUUUCAACCUACCGCCCAGACCAGUUGCAGUCGCCAAAAAUCCAGAGGAAGAAGCUCCCAGCGCCAGCAAAAGCCAGCCCGACGACUUUUUCAAGCUGCCAACCGAACUUACAAUCAAACCUGGCAUGAAGCCCAAGGAUUUUGGCGAUUCCAGCACACCAGAACCGAUCCGGCCCUUGAAGUUGAAGCUCACCAAGAAAGAUGGCAAGAUUGUUCCCGUACCAGUCCCCAGCCCCAGCGUGGGCAGUCCCGGCCCCAAGCUCAAAAUAGAUGUUGUUGCAGAUAUCAUCGACAGACUCUCGUAUACACCUCCAGGUUCACCUAUUCAUGCAAGAUCAUCUUCGAGCGUCUCUUCAAAUUCAGCACAACGCUGGUCACAUCGAUCAUCUCGUUCGCUAGGACCGCCAGAGCAGGCUCCUGCGCCGCCCGCCCCCGGAGGUCGACCGAUGGUGGAGCCUGAUUUCGCCUCUGCGGGACAAUUCGAUGGGGAACGCAAGCAGAAGAAAAAGAAAAAGAAAAACAGUAAUGCCGGUAGGGAAAGCAAGAGUGGAUGGAAAAGUCUGUUCCGGGGAAGCAUUGCGGACAGCAGCAGUGGCGGAGGUGCAAAGAGUUCGGAAAGGGGUUCCAUAAUAACAACGACGACGGCGGCGGCAACAACUACAACAAACCCUUCUGCAUUAGCAUCAAGAACAGGCUCGGAGGCGGCGCCCACCCCGAUUGCGGAUAUGAUGAUGACGUCUGGCAAAGACGUACUUUGGUUCAAGGGCGAUACGAAGAAAUGA
This is a messenger RNA of Fonsecaea multimorphosa CBS 102226, 3081 nucleotides long. RefSeq lists its product as uncharacterized. NCBI's taxonomy places the organism in Eukaryota, Fungi, Ascomycota, Eurotiomycetes, Chaetothyriales, Herpotrichiellaceae. Bases 1 to 3081 code for a protein of 1026 amino acids. The record is from RefSeq and is a predicted model, not a curated record. The transcript is spliced from 2 exons.